This is a messenger RNA of Impatiens glandulifera, 1438 nucleotides long. Its product is annotated as cyclin-D1-1-like. NCBI's taxonomy places the organism in Eukaryota, Viridiplantae, Streptophyta, Magnoliopsida, Ericales, Balsaminaceae. The transcript is spliced from 6 exons. Gene Ontology annotation, biological process: regulation of cyclin-dependent protein serine/threonine kinase activity; mitotic cell cycle phase transition. The record is from RefSeq and is a predicted model, not a curated record. Gene Ontology annotation, molecular function: cyclin-dependent protein serine/threonine kinase regulator activity. Bases 159 to 1070 code for a protein of 303 amino acids. Gene Ontology annotation, cellular component: cytoplasm; cyclin-dependent protein kinase holoenzyme complex; nucleus.
CUCUCUCUCUAUCUCUUUCCUUCCCUCCAUAUUUACAUUUCCCGGCAAUUUCUCCGACGUCCUCCCGCCACCGCCGAUCAAAUCACUAGCUCUUCAGUGAUAUACUGAUAGAGAAGAUGACUAUAGUAGUGUGAAGAUCCGCCAUAGCUGGUUGGAUCAUGUCAAUUUCAGUCUAUUUCCACGACGACCUACUUUGUAAAGAGGAGGAGGAGGAGGACUCUCGUUUACCGUAUCGUGACCAGAUGAAAUGUUCAUCUUCUCUGGAUGAAUUCAAUGAAUCGGUUACGGAGUUCAUCGAAGCGGAGAAGAACUUCGUUCCUGGACUUGAUUAUGUUAAGCGACUUCAGUCUCGAUCUCUAGAUCAAUCAGCUCGGGAGGAAUCUAUCGCUUGGAUUGUUAAGGUACGAUCUCACUACGGUUUCCAGCCGUUAACGGCGUAUCUAUCUAUCAACUAUCUCGAUCGUUUCCUUCAUUCUCGUAACUUAUCGAUAAACAAUGGAUGGACGAUGCAACUGUUAUCAGUUGCUUGCUUAUCACUAGCAGUAAAAAUGGAAGAACCUCUUGUUCCAUCUCUGUUGGAUCUUCAGAUCGAAGGUAGCAAAUUUGUUUUCGAAACAAAGAUAAUACAGAGGAUGGAAUUACUCAUACUCGGUGUUCUAGAUUGGAGGCUAAGAUCCAUUACUCCAUUCACCUUUCUCAGCUACUUUGCUAGCAAAUUGGAUAAUCAUAAUACUGAUUUUAUCAUCUCGAAAUCAACUGAGAUUAUCAUGUCUAAUAUCCAAGAGAUUAAUCUUCUCGAAUAUCAACCAUCAACCAUUGCUGCAGCAACUGUUCUCCAUAUAUCCCAAACCAUUUCCAAUCUUUCUUGCUUGAUUUCCGAAACAUGGUUUGAUCAGGAACAUAUCAAAGAGAAGAUUACGAGUUGCUAUGAGUUAAUCGAAAAGGUAAGUGUUAGAAAGCCUCCAAAAGUUUUGUCACAACUCCGAGUCAUGACAACACAAGCUUGGAUUGAAUUGGGCGACUCGCCAUCUCCUUCACGUAAGAGGAAACGGGAAAAUGAAAUCGAAUAAAAAUAAAAUAAAAAAUAUUUUGGUUACAUGCCAGAAUUCUAAGAGUAAAAUAUAUAUAUUGGCGGAAUAAAGGAGAAAAGAGGCAUUGGAAAUGUGGAGAUGACUAUAUUCAAAGACAGCAGUUAUAUUUAUAUUGGACCAAGAGAAAAUAAAAUCAAUAAUAAUAAUAAUUAUAAUAAUAUGGGGGAAGAUUGAGAUCCUUAAAUGAACUCAACUACCUUUAUUUAUAUAAAUUAUAAAGUUUGGCUCUGUUAUAUAUAUACAUACACUAUGUGUGUAAAAUUUGUUAAAUUGGUCCCUGAGGUAUUAUUUGGUUUAUAAAUUGAGGAUAUGAGUAAUAAAAGUUACAUUUUGAGUUAUUAUUUCAU